AUGAGAUUUUCAAGCGUCCCAAGCAGCCCGGAUCGCUCGAAUGGUGGCUUCCAAGAGCUCUCACUGCUAGACUCUGAGCCUAGACAGAGGCAAUCUAAUGGCACAUCGCCACUUGAAGUGCUGCAUGCCUUCCUAGUAUCCAUUUAUAUGAGCAUCCUCUCACUAUUCUCGAACGGAUCUGGAGCUACGCCGCCGAUUAAAAUCAAGAAUCGAUCGUAUACUGUUAUUAGACAGCUCGGUGAAGGUGGUUUCUCAUUCGUAUACGAAGUCAAGGAAUCCACACCUGGCGUUCCGAGCUCGCCACUUCGAUAUGCUUUGAAGAGGAUACGGAUACAGUUGCCUGAAUGGGAGGAUCGUGUCAAGUCGGAGAUUGCAGCACACAACCAAGUAAACUCCCCAAACGUUCUGAAACUCCUCGACUCUGAACUCGUCAUUAAGAAUGGACAUGCUGUGGAGGGACUGCUGCUACUGCCACUGCUGAAAAACGGCACAGUGCAGGAUAUGAUUGAUAACACGCCAAGCGGUGAAUUCAUACCAAUGAAGACUAUAUUAAGAGUAUCGGUUGAUGUGUGUCGUGGGUUACUUGCAUUUCAUUCACAUCAACCGCCGCUCGCCUUUCGUGAUUUGAAGCCUGCAAACAUAUUGAUUGACGAUGAUGGACGAGGCGUCCUCAUGGAUUUAGGCAGUGUCGCUCCAAGUCGCGUCACGAUAACAUCUAGACGGGAAGCACUUGCGCUACAAGAGCUGUGUGCGGAGACUGUGACUGCUCCAUAUAGAGCACCAGAACUGUUCGAUCCACCAAGUGAAUCGCAGAUUGAUGAGAAGACUGAUGUUUGGGCAUUAGGAUGCACGAUAUAUGCCAUGGCGUAUCGUCAAUCGCCGUUUGAUGGUAGCAUGACCGCUGCUGUUGGUGGUAGAGUUCAUUUCCCGUCAAAGCCUGAUCCAUACGGCCCAGGAUUCAGAGCAUUCAUUCAAGCCGUCUUGUCGACAGAGGGUAGAUCACGACCUGCUGUUGGCGAAGUGCUGAGGAGGUUACAGGCUAUGGAAAACAGUUUGAAUUACACGCCAGAAAACCUCUGA
Synchytrium microbalum is the source of this 1080-nucleotide messenger RNA. RefSeq lists its product as uncharacterized. Gene Ontology annotation, molecular function: protein serine/threonine kinase activity; ATP binding. The coding region runs from base 1 to 1080 and encodes 359 amino acids. NCBI's taxonomy places the organism in Eukaryota, Fungi, Chytridiomycota, Chytridiomycetes, Synchytriales, Synchytriaceae. The record is from RefSeq and is a predicted model, not a curated record. Gene Ontology annotation, biological process: protein phosphorylation. Gene Ontology annotation, cellular component: Golgi apparatus; cytoplasm. The transcript is spliced from 9 exons.